AUAGUACGCACGAGUGAGUUUUUUUUACCGUCAUGAACAUCGUUGCUGAUGCAAGACGGAGGGUUUUCACUAAAAUACUUUCAACUGCUACACAAACAACAUGCCUGAAAUUCCGAAAGGAUUGUUGCGAUUGUGUCGGCUGGGGAGAAAAAGGGGUCGAGAUUCGACAGCUAAUCCGGCCAGCAGUCAAAAAGCCAGUCAUGAAAGCGAGGUGACAAAAGAUUUGCGUGUGACGGCAUCAUCAGACGCGGCCUGUGCGGCAGCUGACGACCCAUCGACCAGCGGUUCGGCAGUGGGCAUGGCAUUUCCUUGUGUCAGGAGACCGCUGGCUUGUCUGGAAAGACAUCAAAGCGAUUUAAAGUUGGCACUGAUUUUGCUGAACCAGCCGAUGGUGGCGCUACGACAACAACUCAAAGUUCUAUGGAGUCGUUCUGUCCUGAAAGCAGUGGCAGAUGGCGGCUCAAAUAGACUGUACGAGUGCAUGAUGGGAAAUCACCAGAGCUAUAUUCCAGAUUUGAUUACGGGGGAUUUUGACUCCAUCAGACCGGAGAUCCUACUGUACUACAAACGACGAGGUGCCAAAAUCAUCCAAACACCGGAUCAGGACUACACAGAUUUCACCAAGUGCCUGAGAUUAGUCCUAGAUACGAUACAGUGCAAUAAGCUAAGUGUGGACACAAUAGUUGUUCUGGGUGCGUUCGGUCAACGGUUUGAUCAAACCUUAGCCAAUGUGAACACUCUGUACGAGGCCAAUGUCAACACAAAGAUUCCCGUGUACCUCCUCGCUGAUCGAUCGUUAGGGUGUCUGCUCCGGCCGGGUAAGCAUGUAAUUGAAGUAAACACGGGUCUUGAGGACUCGUGGUGCGGUCUGGUACCCAUCGGCAACAAAUGCAGACAGGUCACCACUACUGGUCUCAAGUGGAAUCUAGACCACCAGCCAAUGCAGUUUGGCGGGCUGAUCAGCACGUCAAACACCUACGCUGAGGGAGCUGAGAAAGUGACCGUCCAGACUGACCAGCCGUUAUUCUGGACAAUGGGAUUCAAGGAUGAUGACCAGUCAAGUUCGGAGUCCAAGACACCUGACUCAAUAUAAGGGAACAUGCCUAAGAUGGAUUGGGGAGCAGGGGCCCCUUCCGCUGGCACGCCGGCUC
This is a messenger RNA of Patiria miniata (bat star), 1151 nucleotides long. Its product is annotated as thiamin pyrophosphokinase 1-like. The coding region runs from base 101 to 1093 and encodes 330 amino acids. NCBI's taxonomy places the organism in Eukaryota, Metazoa, Echinodermata, Asteroidea, Valvatida, Asterinidae. The transcript has 7 exons. Gene Ontology annotation, biological process: thiamine diphosphate biosynthetic process; thiamine metabolic process. Gene Ontology annotation, molecular function: ATP binding; thiamine diphosphokinase activity; thiamine binding. The record is from RefSeq and is a predicted model, not a curated record.